Phragmites australis (common reed) is the source of this 1191-nucleotide messenger RNA. Its product is annotated as cis-prenyltransferase 4, chloroplastic-like. Lineage: Eukaryota; Viridiplantae; Streptophyta; Magnoliopsida; Poales; Poaceae. The record is from RefSeq and is a predicted model, not a curated record. Bases 98 to 946 code for a protein of 282 amino acids. The transcript is spliced from 3 exons. Gene Ontology annotation, biological process: polyprenol biosynthetic process.
AGCGAAGCAGAUCAAAUGGCCAGAAAUUUCGGGUGUUAGAGGGAGAGAAAACACUCGGUUGUUGUGUAGCAAAGCUGUAGCCACGAUCUCGGCUCCCAUGAUGCUCUCGCGCUUCCUGUCUGCUACUGCUCGCCGCACGAGCCUCUCGCCUCGCUGCCUGCACUCUGCUGGCACCGGCGCCGUCGACGCUUCUUACCAGGCGCUCGUCGAGAGCGGGCUCCGGCCGGAGUCUCUGCCGCGGCACGUGGCGGUGGUCACGGACGGGAACAGGCGGUGGGCGCAGGCUCGGGGGUUGCCGACGGCGGAGGGCCACGAGGCCGGGCGCCGCGCGCUGGAGCAGACGGUGUGGCUCUCGCGCGCCUGGGGCAUCCGCGCGCUCACCGUGUUCGCCUUCUCCCAGGAGAACUUCGGGCGCCCAAAGACGGAGGUAGACUACUUGAUGGGCAUGAUCGAGCGGACGAUCCGUGAUAACGUCGACGAGUACAUGAGGGAAGGAAUUCGGGUGCACGUCAUCGGCGACUCCUCAAGACGGCCAGUUUCUCUGCAGAACACCGCUAGGGAAGCCGAGGAGGCGACAAGGAACAACUCGCGGCUCCACCUGAUGCUGGCGACCUGCUACAGCGGGCGAUGGGAGAUAGUGCAGGCGUGCCGAGAGCUCGCCCGGGAGGUCCAGGGCAAUCUCCUCAGGCCGGAGGACAUCGACGAGUCGCUGCUCGCCAGCAAGCUCGAGACUAGCGUCGCGGCCGGGGAGUUCUCUUGCCCUGACCUGCUCAUCAGAACCAGCGGCGAGCUUAGGCUGAGCAACUUCAUGCUGUGGCAGUCCGCGUACUCGGAGCUCUUCUUCACCGACACGCUGUGGCCGGAUUUUGGGGAGGCUGAGUACCUCCAGGCAUUGAGAUCCUUCCACAGCAGAGAACGCCGGUUUGGGCAAAGAAAACUACAUUGAGAAUGGCAGUGCCUCUUGUGUGCUUGUUAGAGUUACAGGAUGUCUGUAGUCUGCACAACAAAAUUCUGCCGUCACAUGUUUGUGCCGUGUACACGAUUGAUUCUCUGGCAUUGGGCAUGCAUUACAGUUAAUGAUUAGGCCCAGUCGGAAAUUAUCCAUAUUGGGCAGUUUCUAUCUCUUUCCUCCCCAGGGGGGGUGGGCAUCAGUUUCUGACUUGUGUUUUGAAUUUGGUGACGGAACUUUGU